Anneissia japonica is the source of this 3467-nucleotide messenger RNA. RefSeq names its product actin-binding protein IPP-like. The record is from RefSeq and is a predicted model, not a curated record. Lineage: Eukaryota; Metazoa; Echinodermata; Crinoidea; Comatulida; Comatulidae. Gene Ontology annotation, molecular function: protein binding. The transcript is spliced from 4 exons. Bases 352 to 1098 code for a protein of 248 amino acids.
UGCGGGUUGGGACGAAUAGGUGUAACACAAAAUUUAAUCGCGGAACGCAGGAAUAAAAAACGCCCGUAUUAAAUUAAAGAUUAAAAAGACUUAUUUUCUUGUAUUUAUCAAAGGUUAAUUGCCUUUUCAUUAUUUAAAUCAAUCAAUCCAGCAGUUUACCAACCCAUGCCUAAAAUGUGGCAGUGGAUUAAUCACUAAAUUCGACAUCCCCCAUCACAAGCAAGGCUGGCAUCGUUCGUACCAUCUAAAUUUCCUGUAGGUGAAAGACGCCUGGAAUUUGAGGAAUCGUAGUGAUGGAGGCUUAGGUCAGUGUGUAAGUAAUAGUAAGUAGAGCUCCUGAACUCAGGUACAAUGCAGCUAAAUUGCAACUCGCCUCAGCCUAACCAGUGCCUGAGCUACAGUGCAGUCGGUCAUGCCCAGGAUCUCUUGAAACACCUGUACUCGUUGCGAUCUGAGAAGGCUUUUUGUGAUGCAACUAUCAUGGUUGGCAGCAAAAUGUUCACUGCACAUUGUGUCAUCUUGUCAGCAUGCAGCGAAUACUUCAAGCUGAUGUUCUGUGGUGGGUUAUCGGAGUCAUUUUCAAAACAAGUAGAGCUUCAUGGAAUUGAUGCUGGUAUAUUCAACAAUCUUCUAGAAUUUAUUUAUACAGGUCUUAUUUAUCUGUUUGGUGGGAUGUCUGCAGUGGGAACAGAACUCAGAACGGCAGAAAGUUUUAAUCCAGUCACAAAGGAAACCACAGCCCUGGCUGAUAUGAAAAGUCGCCGACUACACUGUAGUGUUGUUGUAAUUGAAGAUAACAUCUAUGUUGUUGGUGGAUCUAAUGCAAGAAAGGGCGCCCUCAAUUCAGUUGAACAAUAUUCAAUUUCAAAUGAGAAAUGGACAACAAUCCCAUGCAUGUCUACGGCUAGAGCUGGUGCUGCGGCUGCCACAGUCAACGGUCUUCUAUACGUAGUCGGAGGUCGUACUGUCAAUCGUGGGCUUGGCUCAGCUGUCACAUUUCUAGACACAAUUGAAUGCUAUGAUCCCCGAACUAAGAACUGGAGUGACCUUGGGAAAAUGUCUGUCGCUAGAUGUGAAAUGGCUAUUGCUGUCUUAUAAUGGAGAUUAUGUCACUGCUAUUUACUAAUGUUAUACACAACAUUCAUUAUUUGUUUCAUAACACCCCUAAAAUAGAUCCUUGUCAUUUUAUAUUUUAUGAAAAAAAAGUUAUUGCAUCUAAAAAAAAAUAGAGCACCACUAUAAUAAACAGAUUUCAGAAAUAUAUGAUUGCAAUUUAAUAAUCUUUCUUUUUUGUUGUAUUUGCUUAUACUCUAAUAUUGACUUUUUGACUCUUGUCUGAAAUAGGAUAUAAUUGAACUAUACAGUAUAGUAAUUAUUUAAACCCAAUAUUUUAAAAAUGUACAUGUGCAAUAAAGUUAUUUUGAUAUAAAGCACAUUGAAAAAAGCUAUUGAAUUACAAUGAUCUUUGUUCAAUGAUAAUUUGUUGUUUGAAUUGCAAUAAAUGCCAGGCUAAUAACCAGGGGGUUUUUAUGGUUUGGCUGAAACUCCUUCAAGUGAACUUCCUCAGAUAAAAAACCCAAUACCCUUGCAUCAAAUACAAUUACAUAUUAAUGCUUCAGCAUAGUUACCAACCUGAGAGAUUUGAAAUGUGCGAGUGACUACACCAUUUGACUGGUGGCCACCACUGCCCUGCUGGGGUGCAAGGGCAGAGCCUGGGCGGGGGCCCAGCAGUGCCGCUCCGACGAUCUGAGCAAUUUUAAGCUGUUUUAAAAUGAUUUCAGGAAGUGUUUGUUGACAAUACCAGGUACAUAAACAAGAAUAUUUUUAAUGAAGUAUGUGAAACAAGAUAGCAAAUGCUGGCAAUUGUUUGGUCGGCGUACGUACAGUAAACAUGAAACACUGAUACUCGAACAGGAUAACAAAAGCUAAUAGCUCAAGUUACUGCAUGACUGUUUUUAUAUUUUUAAUAAAACCAAUUUAGACCUAUUCUAAUUUUGAAUGCAUUUUUCCCUGAAUUUGUUAUCAUGCACAGACUUGUGCUAAAUGUGUGAAAAAUUUAUGAUCACGCAUGUUUCUCAAAAUGUGUUUUCCAUCCAAAAUCACUUUGAAAUGUGCGAGAUGUUUGGUUCUCCUAGACCCCAGUAGGGUACUACAGUAGCAGUAUUUAAGCUGUCAUCAGCCAAAUCCUAAUGAAAGCUGAAUUUUGCUAAAUAUUUUCAUUCAAAAUUAGCGAAAAAAGCUAAUGGAAUUGCAGUUAUCAUUGCUUAUAUUUUUUUGUUUUGGCUAAUGAUUUUCAUACCAAAAGCUAAAUUGCUAAAUAUUUUUUUUUGCCAGCAGAAACCUGUAAUCCUGGCUGUCAUAGUAGUUCUCCUACUUAAAAUAUCCUGAUUUGUCUGGAUGUAGUCGUGUAAAGCCAAUCACACAAAAUUUCAUUAGUACUGUAUAAAGAUUUUAAUAAAAAAAACUCAUAACAUGCAUACAAACUUUUUUAUGACAAUUUUUGAGAAGGCUUACUAUACUACAGUAAAGUAUAACAACUCAUUAAUUUAUAAAACAACAAUUUUGUAAUAUUUUAAAGCAUUUUUGUAUUAUACCUUUAUACAACAAACUUACUGCACAACUAUGGACAUAUAUCAUUUUAAAAUAACAGGUACUACAGUAUAAGGUAGACAGAGGGAAAAAAGGACAGGGUACUGUUGUACCCCAGGUUUUUACUACUGCCAGAAUCAGUUUUCCAAAACAUCCCCUCUUCAUUACAUUUACAAAUAUCUUGGUUUGUAGAUACUUAGGGGUAGAUGUACUUUACAGAUAAAUAUGUACCCAAUAAUGAAUCUGAUUCAGUGCUGUUACGAAAUAUUGCAACAUUAUAUCUGUAAAUUUUUUUUGUUGCAUUUAAAAAAAAAAGACGGCAGUGGCAAAACUGGAGAAACAUGUCUUCCGUACCCCUCCCUAAGUCUGCCCUGAUACUGACUUGAUUUGUAAGCACACUGAGAAAUAUAUUUAAUUACUUAAAGCAAACUGGAAUGGUAGCAGGAAGAUUUUACUUUUCCAAGUAUUCACACAUUAAGAUUUAAGCAAACUCCUAACAAAAGUAAGUUUUUAAAGUUUUGUUUGUGCAUCUGGAUUUUGGGACAGUUAAACAUUGCACAAAAUGGAACAUUUUUAUAUAUACAUGUACAUACAAUAGAUGCCUACAGGUAUGUCACACUUAUUUACGAUGUUGUUUGUUAGUGCAUCUGGUUUUCAAGAUGGUUAACCAUUGCACAAAAUGGAACGACAGUAUUUUCAUAUAAUCUCUAUAGGUCUACAUACUGUACACAAAUCCAAUGUAUUUUACAUCAAAAAAUUCAAAUGUAACAUUUCUUACGAAUAUUACAAGCAAGUUUGAUCUUAAUUGUAAGAUACAAAUCUAACACCGCUGGGCAAAUCAGAGAAAUUUGGCAAUGGGGCUUCAGUUAUAAAAAAAA